This is a messenger RNA of Aspergillus sclerotioniger CBS 115572, 862 nucleotides long. Its product is annotated as MARVEL domain-containing protein. NCBI's taxonomy places the organism in Eukaryota, Fungi, Ascomycota, Eurotiomycetes, Eurotiales, Aspergillaceae. Gene Ontology annotation, cellular component: eisosome; plasma membrane. The record is from RefSeq and is a predicted model, not a curated record. The transcript is spliced from 3 exons. Bases 147 to 674 code for a protein of 175 amino acids. Gene Ontology annotation, biological process: protein localization to plasma membrane; eisosome assembly.
GCAGAUCGGCAGCUCUCGAUAUCCAUUCCUGGUGGCUGGGAAGGUCCUCUCUAGAUCGCGAUCAACCAUAUCAACAGAAAGACAAAGCAGACAGGCUUCUCUCUUUUCAGUCGCAACGCACAACAGACACAUCUUGAAUUAUCAAAAUGGCCGCCAGAGGAAUCCAGCUCGGCCUGCGGAUCUGGGAGUUCAUUUGGACUCUGCUCAUCAUGGCACUCGUCGGUAACAUGAUUGCCGAAGCAUUCGCUGGAAACCCCGCGACCGUCAACUACGCCAUGUUCGUCUCGGCAUUCUCGAUGUUCACACUCUUCUAUCUAGUCCCGUCGUCGAUCAAUAUGGACUGGGCCAUCCACCCAGUCUUCGUGAUCGUCAUCGACACGCUCAACGCGAUCUUCUUCCUCACAGCCGGUAUUGCUCUGGCCGCGAAAUUGGAAUGCCACAGCUGCAGCAACAAUGCCUACACGCUCAGCAACGAAAUCACCAAUGGAUCCAACAAUCGCCAGAAGCGCUGCCGGGAGGCUCAAGCCUCGACGGCAUUCCUCUGGUUCGCCUGGGCCGGAUAUACCGCCUCGAUGGUUCUUUCAAUCAUCUCGUCCCGCCAGACUGGUGUCAACCUCCGUGGACGCACUGGUCCUGCCCGUGGAGUCACUCGCCCCAGCAUGGCCCAGGUUUAAACAGUGUGGUCCACACUACCAAGGAUGAUACCACUUCCACCUGGACUUUGGAUAUACGACAUGAAAUCAAAUAAUGCACGGAACUGAUCUGAAUAAAACGAGUGACGAAUCUUUGUCCAGGAGUACAACCACGAACCAAUCAAUCAACGCAACAAAAACGAUAUGGAUUGCAUCGACCAAUGGUUCUG